AUGGCGUUGGUCUCUGUUUCAGGAGUAUAUUUUUUCGUAAAAGCACGCUUCGAGGAGUUAAAGACUUCAUGCGCCUUCAGUUCAGACAACCCAUGCGUCUUCAAUUCUGUGGCAAGCCUCUUUGCCGUGGAAUACAUGGCGGUAAUGGCUUUGUACAUCCGCUGGCGUUGGUUACGCAACUUGAGCGCCAUGCCGAUAGCCGUCGUCUGCAUCCUCGACAACAGCCCUGCAGCGGUCACGAUCAUAGUCGCCCCGACGUUCUUGUGGGGACAUCUUUUUGGGGAUCCCCAGUUCGCCACCUGCCUCUCGUGUGUAUUGGCGGCGGCGCUCGUCGUCUUCCUCUGGUGGUGCAUCUCCAUAGACAGGAUUCUUUCAAAGAACUCACCACUGCCUCACCUCCAAGAAGAAACAUGCAAAAAUGGAGGCGUGCUCCAUAUUUUCACAUGUGAUUAUUAG
This is a messenger RNA of Triticum turgidum subsp. durum (durum wheat), 456 nucleotides long. Lineage: Eukaryota; Viridiplantae; Streptophyta; Magnoliopsida; Poales; Poaceae. The record is from the annotation of a GenBank genome assembly.